CCCUCCCUCAGUCAGUCAGUUGGUAUAGUCUCGAGAGUGAACAACUGCUCUACCGUGUGCCUGUGUAUGUGUGUUUGUUUGUGUGUAUGUGUGUGUGUGCGUGCGCGAGAGAGAGAGUGAGCGAGCGUCUAUAACUAUAAACUCAUCGAGAAGAGUAAAUAUAGUGCAUAGAUGGCUGCUCUACCUAUAUUACUCGAUAAUAUGCUAGGUUACGUCAACACGGUGUUCCUAAGUUACAGGGACAUUCCUGAAGAUACGAGGAAACACUACUUCGAGGGUCUGGUUCCACUGUUCAGAUGCCAAGGAUGUUCCAACAACUUCAGUGAUGAAUGCCAACCCAGGAACCUUUCGUGUGGCCACACACACUGUACUCCUUGCACAGAGACAUUGCUUGCAGGUGAAAAACCUUGCCCUGAAUGCUGUCAAAAACAUCAAAGAAGCACGGAUGGCGAACCACAGGUGAACUACCAACUAUUAAGAGUCAGUCGAUCUGUGGGAAUCAAAGAACUUAACAUUGGUGGUGUAAAGAAUACAGUUUUGUCUUCUGAUGUUUCCCAGUAUCACAAGGAAGACGUCGGGAAGUGCAUUGUCCACGACAGCCCCAAAGAGUUGUUCUGCCUCUCUUGCAGUUCGUGGGUUUGUGAAAACUGCAUAGUACUAGACCAUCCAACUCUCCCUAGGGGCUCCUGUAGGGUCAUCCAGCUUACAGAAGCCAUAGACAAAAUCAGAACAAAGUAUGAAGAGGUUGCUUCACAGGUCCUGAAGGAGAUCGAGACUAUGAAGGACGACUUCGAACUGGAAUUUGGAAUGCACGACCUCUGUCUCAAACACUGCACUCAGGAGAGAUCUCACCUGCGCUUGCUAGAAGAACUCAACCCUCUGUUGCUGGGCAAAAGGGAGGCAAAUGACGAGGAAGUGAGGAAGGCCAAAGGCCGUUUGAAAGAGUUGGCUGAUUCAUUUCGGGCCACAAAUGCUCCUGAGGAGAUGACGGUGCCUUGCAAAGGGCUUCUCGACUUCCAAGAGGAACUGAAGGCCAUUAUUACCCAGGAAAAAGAAAGGCUGACGUCACUACGUCCCAUAAUGGUGGAACAUUUCAGAAUGGAGAUCAAAAGGUUAGCCGAGGGAAGGGAACCACUUUAUGCAACGUUGCAAGAGAACGGAAGACACAGAUGGGCCCGUGUUGCUCUCAAAGACCAAACACUUUUGGUCUAUGCACUGAAUGAAGGAAAGCCACCUAGUGAUGGUGUUACGCUCCCAUACAAGUUCGUGGAGGCUUUGCUGGAAAAUCGCAAGAAGACGCUGUUUCUGGAACUGGAGGCAGACGGUGAGAACUUGCAAGGGAGGGUGUUCAUUCAAUUAGGGGGGGAGGGACCUCCGGAGAAGCAAAUGUUGCUGAUGUGCUCUGGGAAGAAGGGCGUCUCCUUCAGGAACACCAGAUUCUUCCGGGACGAAGAGGGGCAUUUGAGCGGGGGAGUUUACCACAAUGCCGAUGGCCCCAAGGGCGGGCCCAUUGUUCCAGACCUCACUGACUAUUGUGGGAACUUCGUGGCCACUGGGAUGAAGACUCUGGGAACAGUCGUGGGCUGCCAGACCUCCACCAAGUUCUACUUCGUCCUCGGGAGCAGUAAAGACCUCAUUAACGACGUUGUCGGCUUCGUAAAGCAAGGUCUCCACGUCAUAAAAGCUGCUGCUAAGCUGGAACCAGUUACGAAAUGCUACGUCAAAGACUGUGGAAUCUUGAUUCCAGUUCGGACAAUGACUGACAGUGAGAAGACAGUGACUGACAAUGAAAAUGAAUCUACCGAGUGAUUUUAUACUAACACAAUUCUCUAUACCUGUAUAACAUCUAUCUUCUUAUAUGUUUAUAUAAUUUGUACAGUUGUUCAGUAAUAUGCAAGAUGCCUGUGUAAGUAAAAUACUGUAUAUUUGUUUUUUACAUAACUGACAAACCAAUGGAUUGUCUCAGAUGUGAUAUUAGUCAUUAGAAUCUGUUACACGUCUCUCCAAUGGAGAGGAAUUUUCCAUAUAUAUAUAUAGUUUUUAUUGUUUUCACGGCUCUCUUAUUUUGUUGAUUUUGGCGAAUAAAUGAAUAAAUUGG
Molecule: messenger RNA, 2098 nt
Organism: Macrobrachium nipponense
Lineage: Eukaryota; Metazoa; Arthropoda; Malacostraca; Decapoda; Palaemonidae
Exons: 4
Coding region: 172-1809 (545 amino acids)
Biological process (GO): protein ubiquitination
Cellular component (GO): cytoplasm
Molecular function (GO): zinc ion binding; ubiquitin protein ligase activity
Source: RefSeq, a predicted model, not a curated record